AUAAAUUUGAACAAAACGACAGUGUUGAGGUUUGGAGUACUGUUUGAGACGUAACCCUAAAUCCUAAACAAUUAUCGAUAAACCCUCUGUCUUGGUGUUGAAGACGCAGAGAGAGAGAAGCGAGAAGGAAAAUGGGAGGUUCACGAAGAAAAUACAAGCAAUCUCGAACAAAGGUACGCGUAGGUCUUCCAAAGAAGAACCCUAAGGUUUUGAAACCCGCUUUCACUAUCCCUCCCAAACUCUUACAAUCCCUUCUCAAGGACCCUAAAUGGGACGACAAAGGCACCGUCACCCAAAACUAUUCCUCUUUCGGUCUCCUUCCUGACCCUAACUCCCUCACCAAUUCCUUUCAACUUCCUGAUGAACUCAACGAUUCUGGCAGCGAUCUUGAAGAAGACGACUUGAAAUCUGCAUUGGGAAAGCAGCGAAGAGAUGGUAAUAGUGCACCUCCUCAGCCUUUGACUACAAUUCAACGUCUUCAUAUUAGUCGGCUAGUGGAUAAAUAUGGAGAUGAUUUUCAGAGUAUGAUGAUGGAUAUAAAGCUAAAUCCUAUGCAGCAUUCGGUUGCAACUUUACAGAAAUUGUGUUUGAGCUAUUACUUAUAUAAAAACAAGAAUCCACUCAUUGUUGCCAGAAAAUGAAAUGUUUCGCAUUCAGAGAAGUUCAGAGUUGUCAAGAUUAUAUAAACUAGGUGCGACGAAUGAUCCAGACAUAUUUCUCAUGUUAAUUGGGUCAAAUGUUGUCACCACGAGGAUGUGUUUUGUUUUUGACACUUUGGAUGUUAUUUCUCAUGUAUUAAUUUGUCAUGAACUAAUUUUGUUGAUGCUUUUGAAUUUUUUGUAUGGAUUUUUGUUUUGGAAGAUGAAGUAUUCUGGUCUUCCUAACCUGCUGUUUCCAAAAAAAAAAAUUAAUAGAUGAAAGUGAUUUUGAAUGGAAUGUGUUUGGAACUGUUCAGAUAA
This is a messenger RNA of Cicer arietinum (chickpea), 959 nucleotides long. RefSeq lists its product as uncharacterized. The record is from RefSeq and is a predicted model, not a curated record. Gene Ontology annotation, biological process: ribosomal large subunit biogenesis. Lineage: Eukaryota; Viridiplantae; Streptophyta; Magnoliopsida; Fabales; Fabaceae. Gene Ontology annotation, cellular component: nucleolus.